CUGGUCUGGCUCAGGAGAGGGGGGACGUACUCUUUGAGGACACCAUUACACUUUUUAUUUUUUUAUUUUACAGUCAGAUCUUUUUGUUUGUUUGAAGAUAUGUCUUUUUCUUGCAAUCAGUCUCUGGACGGCAGUUUUCCCCCCUCUCCAGCGGAGGAUAGGAGUUCAAAUCGGCUGUCCUGGGGCAGUCUGCUGCAGAGACUGACCGAGCUGAAGGGGAUCAAUCAGAGGGUCGCAGCAGAUCAGUGCAACAGGAGUGAAAAUGGAUCUGUGGCAGACAUUUCCCUGUCAGAAUCAGACAGUAGUUUCUUCUGUUAUCCCCUGGAGGAGACCUUGGCUACAGAGGUUGUAGCAACUGUAACACAAAGUCUCAAUGAUGCAUCACACAUCCUGGGCUGCUCCAAACUCAUCUUACCCGACUGCCUACUGCACAAUAUCAGCCAAGAGCUGCUCCACCUGGCUGUCAGCGAGCCCUGCGGCCUCAGGGGUGCGCUCAUUGACCUCUGUGUUGACAGGGGGGACCAGGACUCUCUAUCUGCUGUGGACCAAAUAGCAGUGGAUGCCACCCUGGUCCCAACCUUUCAUGUGACCCUGGUACUGAGGCUCGAAUCCAGUGGACUGUGGCCAAAGGUCCAGAAACUAUUCAAUGCUAGCAAGUCACCACAGGCAUCUGCAAAGCACCAAAACACGCUGACGCUAAGCCCGAGCUUCAGGGCUAUCAAGAGAAAACUGUAUUGUUCAGGGGAUCUGCUGAUUGAGGAGUGCUGUUGACCAACCGCUGCUGCCUCUGAAAAGCUGAACUGGAUUCAUACGUACUGUGAAAAGAGGCUGGUUUGACUCCAACACACCAUAUGGUACGGAUCAGACAAUUCUGAGGUGUACCGGCCUUUAUUUGUGUAUCAUGGUUUCCUUGGAACCAACUUAUGCCUUAUGGCAGCUGCUCACCUGGUUGACUCAUCUUUAAAUAUGAGUCAGUUUCUUUCCUAUGAAUGUGAAGUUCCAACCUUUAUAGGAAUGGCUUAUGUAUAUGUAUUACCUCAAGUGUGCAUUUUUUUUUUUUUUACGACUUCAAGAACAUGAACAAAUAAAUUAUUUUUCUAUA
Molecule: messenger RNA, 1102 nt
Organism: Micropterus dolomieu (smallmouth bass)
Lineage: Eukaryota; Metazoa; Chordata; Actinopteri; Centrarchiformes; Centrarchidae
Product: DNA damage-inducible transcript 4 protein-like
Exons: 2
Coding region: 100-771 (223 amino acids)
Biological process (GO): negative regulation of TOR signaling; apoptotic process; response to hypoxia
Cellular component (GO): cytoplasm
Molecular function (GO): 14-3-3 protein binding
Source: RefSeq, a predicted model, not a curated record